Messenger RNA from Penicillium lagena, 1827 nucleotides. Its product is annotated as arylsulfotransferase family protein. The record is from RefSeq and is a predicted model, not a curated record. The coding region runs from base 1 to 1827 and encodes 608 amino acids. NCBI's taxonomy places the organism in Eukaryota, Fungi, Ascomycota, Eurotiomycetes, Eurotiales, Aspergillaceae. The transcript has 2 exons.
AUGUCCUGGCGGACUUCUUCCGGCCUUGCUCGCCUAAGCUCCUGGCGUUGGCCGCAGCAUCGCGCCGGUCGCCCCCAGAAGCGCGCUCUAUACCGCUGGGUUCUCGCAAUCCUCGCGGCCCUGGGCGGGCUCAUUCUGUUAUAUCUUUUCGUGGUCCCGCAGAUCCUCCGCUUUCGCUUUCGGACGGAUCUGAGCUGGUACGAUCUGGGGGUUCACGGGUUUGGUCCGUCCCAAAGCUACGCCUCGUUUGAUGAAGACUCGCCGGUCGUCCAGAUCUCACCUCCAGGCGCACAAUGUGAUGGCCGGUAUACGUUCAUGGCGCCCCGAGGCGAUUCCGUCGCGUACCCGGGCCCGAUGAUCUUGGAUGCUCGGGGAGAAUUGGUGUGGACCAGACAUCAAUGGGGGACCACUCAGGACUUUCGGGUCCAACGGUAUCGAGGCGAGGACUUUUUGACAUAUUGGCAAGGAGACGAAGAGGAUGCUCAUGGUCGUGGUUCAUGGUAUAUGCUGGACUCGACCUACACACAACGAUACGUCGUGUCUCCUGUCGGUAACUUGGACGGUGACUUGCACGAGUUCCAAAUCACGCCGGACGGGACUGCUCUGAUCAUCAUCUACGAACCGAUUCCGGCCGACCUGACCUCCGUUGGAGGACCCGAGCUCGGGUGGCUCUACGACGGAAUCCUUCAGGAACUUGACAUUGCAACCGGAGAGCUACUCUUUGAGUGGCGUUCAUCCAGUUUCUUCCCGCCAAACAGCAGCUACGAGCCACUCGGAGACCGCGGGCACGAACACACGGCUGGCUACGACUAUAUCCACUUCAACAGCGUAGACAAAGAUGACCAGGGCCGCUACCUGGUUUCGGGUCGGCAUACCCAUUCCAUUACCUGCAUCGAUGGAAACACAGGAGACGUUCUUUGGAACCUCGGUGGGAGACAAAAUGAAUUCUCUGAUGCAUCCCAAGACGCGAAAGUCGAAUUCCACUGGCAACAUGACGCUCGCUGGCGAGGUCCCAACACGAUAUCUCUGUUUGACAAUGAGGUUAAGGACGACUCUGACCCGACUCCAGUCAGUCGUGGCAUGAUGAUUGAGGUCGAUGCCCCAGCACGGCAAGUCCAGUUGCUCAGGACAUACGACCACCCGCAGGCCUUGAUGACGCCGUCGCAAGGCAACCUUCAGGUACUGGAUACUGGGAAUGUGCUUGUCGGAUGGGGUCACAGCGCCGCCUACACCGAGUUUACCAGCACGGGAGAUGUUGUCUGUGACGUUCACUUCGGUGCAUCGGCAUUCUUCUCCUUUGGCCGCAUCGUCUCCUACCGGGUGACCAAGAGCGACUGGGUUGGCAUGCCAAAUACCAUCCCAGACGUUGCGGUUGCCGGCGACAGCGUCUUUGUGAGCUGGAACGGUGCGACGGAGGUGGCCACCUGGCGUCUUGAAGCAUGGGAUGGCCUGGAUCUAUCCAAUAUGACAUUCCAAACCGCUAACCAAGUCCCUCGCACCACCUUUGAGACCGAGAUCCCCCUGGUGACCCCAGAACUCGACACAUACUUGCGCGUGUGCGCUGUCAAUAGCAACGGCGAAGUGAUUGGCAUGACGGAUGUGGUUUCACGCGCCUCGGCCAAACCGCGCGGGAUCUUCGCCUCAGUUCGGAACUGGGGCGCGGUUCUAAUCGGCAUCUUCGCGCUGUGUUGUCUUCUCUUUGGUGUCUACUGCGCCGUCUCCCGCCGUCUGCGACGCCGUCUAUCCAACUCUGGCGGCUCUUAUCAGCCUGUCAGGCCGCAGGACGACGACGACAGUGAAUCUGAGCUUGAUCGACUCCCAAUAUAG